Messenger RNA from Medioppia subpectinata, 1234 nucleotides. The record is from the annotation of a GenBank genome assembly. Lineage: Eukaryota; Metazoa; Arthropoda; Arachnida; Sarcoptiformes; Oppiidae.
CGUUGUUUUUGUAGAGUUAGUGAAAGUUUGCGUCAGUUUUUGAAAACUAAAUGUAAACACAAUUUAUAAAUGAUUUUCGUAUUGAAGUGAUUGUCAAACAAUGUCUGCGUUAUUAUCGUUGAGGACAUGGAAGCGAUUGAUGGCAACGAAAGCCAUGUGUUGGACACAAAGGCAGAGCAUAUCGUAUUUGUUGACUAAACUAAACGAUAGGAAAUUAAUUGGUGUCAAAGGAAUCGAUUCUUACGAUUACAUCCAGGGUUUAGUGACCAACGAUUUAAGGCAUUUGAGUCCAACUCUUGAGACGAGUGUAACCCACGAUUGCAUCCAUUCUUUUAUGUUAAACACAUCCGGAAGAGUCAUAACCGAUGUCUUUGUUUAUAAAUACGAUUACAAUAGCAAUGAAACAAAACAACUGUUUAUUGAAAUUGAUUCCCAAUUAUUGGAUUCAAUCACGAAAUUCUUGAAGUCGUAUAGAAUUCGCCGAAAAGUCGAUAUCGAUGUGAGAAACGACUUUGAGGUUUGGUCUCUCUUUCCCGAUGUCCGCCAUUUUGACGACCAAACUGUCAAACAAUUGUCUGAAUGCGAGACUAGUUUUGAGACAUUAAAUACCAAAGAUCUGAUUGCAGUUAGAGAUCCGCGGCUUAAAGAAAUUGGUUUUCGGCUUUUAGUUAACAAUAAAAGUAGUGGUAAUGAAAACAAAGUCAAAGAAGACAUUAAAAACUUUCUGAACUCACAGUCCAUAGAAUAUAAGGAAACAAAUAGUGAUAAUUACGACAAAUAUAGGUAUCGUUUGGGUGUCGGCGAAGGAGUGAAAGACUUCCCGAUUGAGUCCUGUUUUCCACUCGAAUGUAACGGAGAUUUUCUCCACGGAAUCAGUUUUCAUAAAGGUUGUUAUGUGGGACAGGAGUUGACGGCACGGAUAUACCACACGGGAGUCAUUCGCAAACGCCUAAUGCCUAUAGAAUUCAUUGGCGACAAAGAACUGCCAGAAAAAUUCAUUGGCGACAAAGAACUGCCAGAAAGUAUUGCCAUUCAAAACAUCACAACAAAUGAAUCCAAAAAUGUGGGCAAAUUCAGGAACAAUUCAGGUGUUUAUGGUUUAGCACUUCUUCGGUUCGAGGAUUGCCUUAAAACCGAUAAAUUAUCUUUGAGUGAAAGCGGACUAACCAUCCGAUGCUCUAAACCUUUUUGGUGGCCUAAAGAGCAUCGAAUCGAUCACAUCGUCAAGAAUUGA